Messenger RNA from Zootermopsis nevadensis, 1535 nucleotides. RefSeq names its product ribosomal protein S6 kinase alpha-5. The record is from RefSeq and is a predicted model, not a curated record. Gene Ontology annotation, molecular function: protein serine/threonine kinase activity; ATP binding. Gene Ontology annotation, biological process: protein phosphorylation. Lineage: Eukaryota; Metazoa; Arthropoda; Insecta; Blattodea; Termopsidae.
CGUAUACAAGCAAUUUUGGUUUCCAUGGAUGCAUAUUGUUUACAACAUAGAGCGAGCGUAGUGCAAUUUUAAUCGUAAAUUAAAGUAGGAACAUCAUGUGGAAGGCAAGAACCAAAUCAUUGGGAAGACUCUUCGGAAUACAGAGUGAGAAACUUGACAGAGUGGGCAAGAAAGCUCGAGGCCACAAGCAGACUCAUCGCUGCCAGGACGACAAGGACGUCAAGGUCGAUAAGGGAAGCCAGUUCGAUCAGGGCGGCGAGUGCACUCCGAAGAACUGCGCUCAGGACAACACCAAAAAAGUUGAACAUUCACGUUCCCGCAAUCCAGUGUUACGUGACUUUGAACCGUUGAAACUAAUAGGAGGAGGCAGUUAUGGCAACAUCUUCCUAGUGAGGAAAAAAUGCGGUGCUGAUGAAAACAAAUUGUACGCCAUGAAGAUAGUGGACAUUAUCAACUUUCUGUCACAAGACAAAAUAAAAUUCCUCGAUACCGAGUGGUUUAUCAGCAAGAUUGUGUGUCACUCCCCUUUCCUGGCCAGAAUCUAUUACUCGUUCUACACAGAAUCGAAGUUUUGCUUUAUACAGGAUUAUUUUCCAGGCGGUGACCUGAGUGUCUAUUUGGAAGACAUGAAGAAACUUCCGGAGAGAGAGGCGCGGUAUUUUCUAGCAGAGAUAAUCAUGGGAAUACAGCACCUUCAUGAGUUGAGAAUUAUCCACCGAGACAUCAAGCCUGCCAACAUACUCUUGUCCAGUGAUGGUCACGUGGUGAUAACGGAUUUCGGAGUAUCCAAAGACCUCUUGUCUAAAGGGAAAAAUGAACUCAACUACACUCUCUGCGGUACCGCGUUUUAUGUGGCUCCAGAGAUAAUCAACAAGAAAGGUCACGGCAUGGAGGUGGAUUGGUGGAGUUUCGGUGUAACUGCGUAUGAAAUGCUAGCCGGGUUAAGGCCCUUCACAAUUUCCGAUGUUGAAGACGAGAGAGAACUCAUACGGAAAAUUUUGAAGGAUGAUCCCGUGUUCCCAGAAAGUUUCUCCACAAAUGCGGUAGACCUAAUCAGAAAACUUCUGAAGAAAAAACCGUCAAAGCGGUUAGGAGAACGGAAGGGCGGCGUGGAGGACAUCAAGAGACAUCCUUUCUUCAAAGGCAUCAAAUGGAAAGAUAUAGGAAAGAAGGCGACGGAGAUGCCGUUCCAUCCACGUCCUGUCGCCGGCGAUUCCAACUUAAUUCAAAAAGCAUUCGACAUCGAGACACUCGUUCAUUCAAAAUACGAGGUAUGCACAUAUAAGCCCUGUACUGAACUGAAUGGAAAAUGAAAUGCACUGCUGAUGUUAGUUUAUUGGGCGAAGACAUAAAUAUUAUAGGCGGAAACACAAGGUCUAUUAAUCUGGCAGAAAAUGCAGAGAGAUCUGAGAAGCAAUAUUUCGUACCUCGUCGCCACACAAGACGACAAAAUCACCAUAUAAAAAUAGUUAACAAGCCCUUUGAAAAUAUUUAAAAUUUAAAAUAUUUGUGAAUGAUUAAAACAAUUUCAUUUA